AAGGAGCUUAAUUCCGUCGCUUCCGAGCUGUCUGCACGGCAGGAGGAGAGUGAACAUUCUCAUAAACAUUUAAUUGAACUCCGCCGGGAAUUUAAGAAAAAUGUACCUGAGGAAAUCAGAGAGAUGGUGGCUCCUGUAUUAAAAAGCUUCCAAGCUGAGGUGGUGGCCCUUAGUAAGAGAAGUCAGGAGGCUGAGGCAGCUUUCCUGAGUGUUUACAAGCAAUUGAUUGAAGCACCAGACCCUGUGCCUGUGUUUGAAGCGACGCGCAGCCUAGACGACAGACUGCAGCCCCCCAGCUUCGACCCCAGUGGGCAGCCGCGGCGAGACCUCCACACUUCGUGGAAGAGGCACCCCGAGCUCCUUGGCCCCAAAGAGGAGGACCCUUCGGAGGACGAUUCCAUCAAAGACUCUCUGGGCACGGAGCAGUCCUACCCAUCCCCUCCGCAGCUCCCACCACCACCAGGGCCCGAAGAUCCCCUGUCCCCCAGCCCUGGGCAGCCCCUGCUGGGUCCUGGCCUGGGCCCUGAUGGCCCAAGGACUUUCUCACUGUCCCCCUUCCCCAGCUUGGCUUCUGGGGACAGACUGGCAGGGGACGCACUGCUGUCCAAGCACAUGAUGCCCCCGGCCACCUUCAAGGGGGAGGCAGGCGGCCUGCUGGUGUUCCCCCCGGCCUUCUACGGCGCCAAGCCCCCCACGGCCCCUGCCACCCCCGCUCCUGGCCCUGAGCCACCUGGGGCCCCCGAGCCUGUGGACGGGGGUGGGGGCAGCGCAGCUGGGGCAGGGGCCGGAACCGGAACCGAGGAGGAGCACCUGGACACGGCAGAGAUUGCAUUCCAGGUGAAGGAGCAGCUGCUCAAACACAACAUCGGGCAGCGGGUGUUUGGCCACUAUGUGCUGGGGCUGUCACAGGGCUCAGUCAGCGAGAUCCUGGCCCGGCCCAAGCCCUGGCGCAAGCUCACGGUGAAGGGCAAGGAGCCCUUCAUCAAGAUGAAGCAGUUCCUGUCGGAUGAGCAGAACGUGCUGGCUCUGAGGACCAUCCAGGUGCGGCAGCGAGGCAGUAUCACCCCAAGGAUCCGCACACCAGAGACAGGCUCGGACGACGCCAUCAAGAGCAUCCUGGAACAGGCCAAGAAGGAGAUCGAGUCCCAGAAGGGGGGUGAGUCCAAGAACACAGCGGCCCCACUCAGCAUCACCAACGGCGCAGCCCCCGCCAGCGCCUCGGAAGAUGCCAUCAAGAACAUUCUGGAGCAAGCACGCCGCGAGAUGCAGGCGCAACAGCAGGCGCUGCUGGAGAUGGAGGCAGGCCCCCGGGGCCGCUCAGUGCCUCCCUCGCCCCCAGAGCGGCCGUCGCUGGCUGCCGUGAGCCAGACCGGGGCCCCGACCUAUGUCAAGCAGGAGGACAGCAGUGGCGGGGGCACCAGCAGCUGUACCACACAGACGUCCCUCACGGUCCUGUCCCCCGCAGCCUUCGUGCAGAGCAUCAUCCGGAAGGUCAAGUCGGAGAUCGGAGACGCUGGCUACUUUGACCACCACUGGGCCUCGGACCGCGGCCUGCUCAGCCGCCCCUAUGCCUCCGUCUCGCCCUCCCUCUCCUCCUCCUCCUCCAGCUACUCUGGACAGCCCAACGGGAGGGCCUGGCCCCGUGGGGACGAGGCCCCCACAGCCCCUGAGGAUGAGGCGGCAGGGGGCGAGGAUGAGGCCCCCAGGCUGGGCGAGCUGAAGUCUGAAGGGGGCGUCCCGGAGGCCGGCAGCGGUGGGCGGCUGGCCUACUACCCUGCGUACGUGCCCCGCACGCUGAAGCCCACCGUGCCGCCCCUGACCCCCGAGCAGUACGAGCUUUACAUGUACCGGGAGGUGGACACCCUGGAGCUGACACGCCAGGUCAAGGAGAAGUUAGCCAAGAACGGAAUCUGCCAGAGGAUCUUUGGGGAGAAGGUGCUGGGCCUGUCCCAGGGCAGUGUGAGCGACAUGCUGUCCCGGCCGAAGCCCUGGAGCAAGCUGACGCAGAAGGGGCGAGAGCCCUUCAUCCGCAUGCAGCUGUGGCUCUCGGACCAGCUCGGCCAGGCCAUCAGCCAGCAGCCCAGUGCCUCCCAGG
This is a messenger RNA of Leptonychotes weddellii (Weddell seal), 2095 nucleotides long. Lineage: Eukaryota; Metazoa; Chordata; Mammalia; Carnivora; Phocidae. The record is from RefSeq and is a predicted model, not a curated record.